Messenger RNA from Microthlaspi erraticum, 3858 nucleotides. NCBI's taxonomy places the organism in Eukaryota, Viridiplantae, Streptophyta, Magnoliopsida, Brassicales, Brassicaceae. The record is from the annotation of a GenBank genome assembly.
AUGUUCAAUACAUACACAAACUCAGUUCUAUGGCCGAUUAGAAGUAGGAAUUACCAUGAUUACUGCUCUCUACUCCCUGAGAGAUCUGAAACUUACCAAUCUACAUCGUUGAGAUGUUGCUGCGCUAGUUCUCGCUCUAGCUCACGCUGCUGCUGUUGCUAUUCAACACCAUCUUCUUCUUCUUCAUUUGUCAAGCCUAAGGUAUCGAUAAACCCUGGAUUUGUGCUUUACGGGCUCAGACAAUCCACUCUCAUUCAAUGUCCUCCGUUUCGAAGGAGGUUGCUGCUCGGUGUGAGUGUGAGUCGUCUUCCCGAUGUGCAUUGCUGUGAAUCUGAGGUGUAUUCAUCUUGUGGUGGCAUUAGACGAAACCGGGGAUUUAGGAUUAGGGCUUCUGAAGAAGAAUGUGGUAGAAGUUGUUGUCCAGAUGAUGUAGAGGCUAUGAUUUCGUUUUUAAGUGAGGAAUUGAUUGGUGAAGAAGAGAGAAAAUGGAACUUAGUUAGUAGUGUUGAAGAGAGGAAGAGAGUGAGGUAUGGUGGGAAUGCGAGAAAGGUUAGAGAUGAAGUUAAGAACGAAAGAGUUAAGAGACGAAAUGGGAUUAGAGAAGAUGUGAAAUUAGAGGAGAAGUAUGAUUGUGAACAUUGUGGGAGGAGAAAGGAAAAUUCUCAGCUGGAGAGUGGUGACUCUUAUAGGAGGAAGGAAGAAGAAAGAGAAGUUCGGCCGAGAAGGACGAAGAGGUCGAGUUGUUCAUCGUAUUAUUCACUUGCUUCUUCUUCAGGGGAAGUUGAGAGUGAUGAAGCUGAAGAACAGGAGGAGGAUGUGGAGUUUCGUCGUGAGAACGUGAGAAGUUCAGAGAAGAAGAAGAAGAAGGUUGUUGAACAGUCAAGCAAAAGAAUGGAAGCGUCUCAGAUUCAUUCGAGGAGAAAGAGAGACGAGAGGUCCAAUCAGGUCUUUGAGGAAGGGGAAACUUCAAACCAGGCGGUGAGUUUGAAGCAGAGAAGAAGAGGGAAGCAGUUUAGCCAGACUGGUAAUAGACAGUCUGAAAAUUAUGAAGAAGAUAUGGAAAUUCAUGAGAUCCAUGUUAACGAUGCAGAGACAAAGUCCGAAAAUCAGAAGAUAUUUGGUGAAAGGGAGGAUAAUAGAGUCCACUCUGUUCGUAAUGAUUACGGAAGAGAAGAUGUUGAGAGUUCUCAGCAGCAACUGGAGGAAAGAUUGAGGGCUCGUUAUAGCAGUGAGGAAAGAGUUUCUGAUUUGCGGAGAAGAACCAAAUAUAGCAGUAACCAAGAGGAAGGUGUAAAUGUGGUCCAAAAUUUCCAGGAGGUGACGAAUACGCAGCAACCUCAAGUAGAAGAAAGGAUAGCUAAGCAAGCUGGUUUGAGAAUGAGUACUGAAGGUAUAAAUGCUCAGCAACCACAAGUAGAAGAAAGGAUAUCUAAGCAAGCUGAUAUGAGAUUGAGUAGUGAAUACUUCUCUGAACAUUCAGAAAUUCAUGACAUCAACAUCAGAAAUACAUAUGUCUUGCAACGCGAAGAACAGAUUCGAAACCAAGAAGUACAGGCUGGUUUGCAAUCAGAAGGGAGGCAGCAAGAUUAUCAUAUUGAACAAAACCCUUUGCCAAAGAUCCAGUCUGACAGAACUUCUGUAUCUCGUAGUAGUGAUGCAGUAAGGUAUACAGAAGUUGAGAGAAAAUCUGAGAAGAGGUUUAUUGGUCAAGGAAGUACUACGAUUGUGCAAUUGGGCAGCGAAGCAGGAAAAAGCGGUGCUUGGAAAGACUCUAUGCUAGAUCAUGCUAACUCGAGAAAAGAAGGUCAAAAGCCCUUACGGCUGCAAAGUUCUCAGGAGAAGCUAUCUGAAGUGGCCUCAACUUCUCAUUCAUCUUCGACGUUGGUCUCUGGUAAUAGAAUGCAGCUUGUAGAUCUGGUUUCAGAGGAGAUGAAAGGAUCUGAAACAACACUGAUUCCUCCUUCUUCUCAGCUGGUAAGCAGAGGCUCUGGGCGAAGUUAUGGAACUGGUGGAGUUACCAUUCAAGAAAUUUCCGACGGAACUUCAGAAAGUGGUUAUCCCACAACAUUUGAACAUCCAGGAACAGGAGCUUUUGAUAACAGUCAGUCUGCUGGAGAACUGAUGAGAUUUACAGGACAAGAAGAUGCUCUGGAUUCUGCUCAUCGGUUGGAACAGUCAUCAGAGAAAUACGUUGGGGAGUUUUUGAGAAAGGCCAAGCAUGAAGUGACAACUCCAGAGACUGAGGAGCCAAGAGACGAAAGCAAUCAGUUGAAGAGACGAGACUCAAAGCGAUCAUCUGGUGGUUCAGGAGCAAAGGGACCUCCAGAUGAAAUGUGGGUCACGAAUUCUGCUCAGGGAACUCCUCAACCAGUAGCCACAGAAGGAAAUGCUGUUUUCAAAAGAAAUGGUAGAUCCCUGUGGAGUGUGAUCGGCGAUAUUGCUCGGCUUAGGUGGGGCUCACGAGUUGGAAGCCCUGACUCGAGUGCAAAGCCCGCUGGAAAGAGUUCACCCAGCGAGUCAGUCAGCAGUGCAACAUGGUUUUCUGGACGUGAGCAUGGAGGAAGCAGUGAUGAUAACACAAAAGGGAAUAGAGUUUCGCCGCCAGAAGCUGCUUCUCCCAAAGGCCAAUCUGAACCUUCAGGCGCUACGACUCCGAAGCAGCAAUCUGGACAGCAUGAAGCUGUAGCUUUAUCUUCACCUUCUGCAAUAUUAGAAGCUGGCUCUGCAUCAAAUCUCAUUUCUUCCACAUCUGGUGAUCAAAUCGUUGCCAUAGACGAAGAAGAAGGCAGAGACUUUGAGUUUCGUCUCUCUAAAACAGCUUCGACAGAAGUUCCAAUGAGACUACCUAGUCGAAACCUGAGAAGAUCUCCUGCUAUCAAAGAACCAUCAGAAACUAGUCCCACCGAGGUAUCUAUCGAUCAAAAUGUUACUCUGGGAAAAGGAAGCCGCUAUCAGGCUCGUGUUCCUGAGAUGGAUGCAGUAGAAAAGCCGUUACCAUUCCCUCCAGCUCGAAACCUAAGGUCUCCUGUUAUAAAACAACCUUCACAACCCCGUCCUACCAUUGUAUCUGGCAGUAGCAGCUUAAGAGAGCAACAACAACAACAACCUCUAAGUGAAAAGUCUCAGGAGGAAGCAGGUUCCACUCAAACAGACUCUCCAUUGAUACAAAGGAAACUUCAGAGGAACAAGCAAGUUGUGAGAGACAGUUUUGAGGAGUGGGAAGAAGCUUACAGAGUAGACGCUGAAAGACGUACAUCCGACGAAAUAUUCAUGAGAGAAGCGUUAGUAGAAGCCAAGAAAGCUGCUGAUAUAUGGGAAGUACCUGUUGGAGCUGUGCUUGUGCAUGACGGGAAGAUCAUCGCUCGUGGUUUUAACCUAGUCGAGGAUCUUCGUGAUUCGACCGCUCAUGCAGAAAUGAUUUGCAUUCGAGAAGGUUCUAAAGUACUUCGUUCAUGGAGGCUCGCGGAUACGACGCUCUACGUAACACUAGAACCGUGUCCAAUGUGUGCGGGAGCAAUACUUCAAGCAAGGGUCAAGACUCUUGUGUGGGGUGCUCCUAAUAAGCUUCUCGGAGCAGAUGGUAGCUGGAUCAGGCUGUUUCCUGGAGGCGAAGGAGACGGAUCAGAAGGUUCUGAGAAGCCGCCGCCUCCAGUGCAUCCGUUCCAUCCUAACAUGACAAUCCGGCGCGGAGUUCUUGAAUCGGAAUGUGCUCAGACGAUGCAGCAGUUUUUCCAGCUGAGGAGGAAGAAGAAAGACAAGAACUCAGAUUCACCUGCUCCUACGGCCGAUCAUCAUCAUCACCAUCCGUCGAAACUCCUCAACAAGAUGCAUCAAGUCUUUCCCUUUUUCUGUCUGUAG